GCGGGCGGGAGCGCCGGGCCCGGCUGCCCGGAGCGCGCUCUGCGCCUGCGCCAGGCGGGCCGUUCGAAGGUGCCUGGGAUGAGGAGUAACUCGGUCUCCUAGCGACGCCCGGCUUGGCCCGACGCGGGCUGGCGGCAGCGCUGGAAUCGGGCCCGGGAGCGGCAAUGAGCUCGCACCUGCCUGCAGAACGCGUUACAGACACGGGCAGCGAUCCAAGGAAUGCUGGUUUAAAUAUCAAGUGAAUAAGGAUGUCAAUUGUCACAGUGCAGCUUGGGCAGUGUGGGAACCAGACUGGGCACGAGGUGUUCAGUGCUCUCUGCAGUGACAUCCGUGGCACCCAUGGGCUGUGUUCCAAGAAGGAGAAUGAAUCCUAUCAAGAUGCCUGCAAGGAACGGUUCUUCUGCGAGGAAGAGUCUGGAGGUACAGCUUUAAAGGGCUUUUUUCCCCUCUCAGGAUCAGUGCUCUCUGGUGUUCAGAUUUGGUUCUUAUCCAUGGCUGCCAGGUCUGGCCUCUGGAGAUACAACAGCCACUCACACUUCUGCCAGAAGCAAGGAUCUGGGAACAACUGGGCCAAUGGUUACUCUGUUCAUGGGCCCAGACACAAAGAAGCAAUCAUGAAUCUGGUGCAGAAAGAAGCAGAGAAAUGUGACCGACUCGGGGGAUUUUUCACGAUCAUGAGUAUGGCUGGGGGCACAGGAUCAGGCCUGGGAGCAUUUGUGACCCAGUGUUUGAGAGAUGCUUUUCCAACCUCAUUCAUACUGAACCACGUGAUCUGGCCCUAUGGCACUGGGGAGGUCAUUGUUCAGAACUACAACUCUGUUUUGACUCUGUCACAUCUGUACCACUCAUCAGAUGCCCUUCUUGUCCAUGAGAAUGAUGUCAUCCACAAGAUCUGUGCCCAGCUGAUGAAUAUCAAACAGAUUUCCUUCAGGGAUGUCAAUCAAGUCAUUGCUCACCAGCUGGGCAGUGUUUUCCAGCCCACUCACACAGCAGGAGGGGGCCCAGGCUACAGCAGAAACCCAUUAGGAGAUUUAAUGGAGACAUUGGUCCCACAUCCCGAGUUCAGGGUGCUGGGCCUGCGGAACAUCCCCCAGGUGCCUGAGACCUCCCUGGCGUACAGCACCUUCAGCUGGCCUGGCCUCAUCAAACACCUGAGGCAGAUGCUCAUUGCUAAUGCUCAAAUGGAGGAAGGUAUUGAUUGGCAAGUACGACCACCACAGCCAGGCUCCUCCACCCCCUCCACAAACAAACCCCUGCACUUCAACACUUCCAUUGCCAACCUGGUGAUCCUGAGAGGAAAAGAUGUGCACAGCGUAGACUUGGGAAGUUUCCAAGAUCCCUCAUUAUACACAUCGUGGCUAAACCCUCAGGAUGCUUUUAAUGCAUGGAAAACACCCAGAGCAUUUAACAAGUAUGAAAAGUCUGCUUCUUUGGUCAGCAACAGCCAGUUCCUGCUGAAACCUCUUGACAGCAUCGUAGGAAAAGCUUGGAAUAUGUUUGCUUCCAAAGCUUACCUUCACCAGUACACAAAGUUUGGAAUCCAAGAGGAAGAUUUCCUGGACUGCUUCACAACCCUUGAACAAGUUAUCUCCAGUUACACCAAUCUGUGAUUGAUUUCUUUGUUUAAAUGGUCUGAAGUAGAGAUUUUCUGAAAGAACCAAGCUGGAAAACCUUCCAUCAACUUCCUGAAGUAUGUAAAUGAUUGUACUGGAGUUAUUUUUCAGUCUUAGGAGCAGAGUGUCUGUGUGUGUGUGUUUGAAUAGCAAGAACUGAAUCUGAAUAUAUUCAUAUAUUCAUAGUAUUCUUAUUUAAUUUAUCUAAUAAAUGCCUAUUUUUCAAUACA
Cyanistes caeruleus (blue tit) is the source of this 1843-nucleotide messenger RNA. NCBI's taxonomy places the organism in Eukaryota, Metazoa, Chordata, Aves, Passeriformes, Paridae. The record is from RefSeq and is a predicted model, not a curated record.